This is a messenger RNA of Closterium sp. Naga37s-1, 213 nucleotides long. NCBI's taxonomy places the organism in Eukaryota, Viridiplantae, Streptophyta, Zygnematophyceae, Desmidiales, Closteriaceae. The record is from the annotation of a GenBank genome assembly.
AUGAUGUUUUUCACGUGGUAUGGGCUCGUGUUCAUCACCGUCCUCUUCGUCCUCCUCUCCCCGGGGAUGCUGCUGCAGAUCCCGGGAGACAACCAGCCAGUGGAUUUUCAGAACUGGCGCACGUCUCUGCCCUCCGUGGUGGUGCACGCCGUGGUCUUCCUCGCUCUCAUCCUGCUCUCCAACUGGCUCUUCCCGUCCUUUCUUCACGGGUAG